CAUUAACAUAACCUAUCAGUGGUAGAGCCAGGUAGAGAAAGGAAAGAAGAAGAAGAACAAAGAGAAGGAUAACCAUAAAUAAAUAGAAGUAAGCAUAACCUUGAAAGUACGUGUUGGUGAAAUGGUGAAAACGGAUCAGAAAUGGAGACUAACCGGUUAGAAACGUUUCUUGAAUCAUUUUCAAAACAUAUUGAAGAUGUACCAAAUUUCCAUGACUCCAAUGAAGCGUUAUACGGUAGUUUAAAGUCAACUUUAAAGGAUUUAUAUGAUUUCACUAAAAGCGAAGAAAUCGUAUGCAAUGUGCCUCAAAGUAAAGUUUUAAGUGCCCUGAAAAAGUUGAUCGUUGAAAAUUUCGAUUUGGAGCAGAUAUGGCAGCAAUUGGAACUGCAAAACACGAGUAUUGUAGAGCACAUGGUUAAAGACAUAAGUGCUUUACUCGUUGCAAAAGAGAGAUUGGUUUUCAGUUUCUUAUCUAAGGAAUUAAGUAAUGGGCUUAGCACAGACGACGAAAGCAACUCAUCUGCUGCAGAUGAACCGGAACAGGAAAUCAUUGAAGAUGAUAAUUCCAAUAAUGAAUCUGCCUCUGAUAGUGAAGAUGAAGAUGAUUGUUCACCUCCCCUAAAGAAGUAUAAAGAGUCGGUGGUCGAUGACGAAUUCUUCAAAUUAAACGAAAUGGAAGAGUUUUUACGAAAAGAAGAAAAUCCGCCAUCAAAAGUCCCAAACGACUCUGAUUCUGAAGAGGAGGAUGUCGAUUUGUUUGAGAACGAUAGUGACGAGGAUGAAGAAGGAGAGGAUGAAGAAGGAGAGGAUGAAGCAAAAACUGCCAGAUUUAAAGAUUACUUCGUUGAUAAAAGACAAGAUGAACCCAAGAGGAAGAAAAACAGAUUAAUGGACGAAUUGGAAGAAGAAAAUAGUGGCUCUGAGCAGGAUGAACUUGAACCGAAUCACUUCAAGUCAUCCUUAGAAUCGAGGCAAGAGCGCUUAAAUCGAAAAAUUGAACAGCUUGAAGAACAAGCGAUUAGUGACCAGCCCUGGCCAUUAAAGGGUGAAAUUACUGGGCAAACAAGGCCUCAAAACUCUCUGUUAGAACAGGUUCUGGACUUUGAUUUAACAUCUAGACCAGCCCCUGUUAUCACAGAACAAGCCUCCUUGCAACUGGAAGAUAUAAUAAGGCAAAGAAUUAAAGAUAAUGCUUUUGAUAGUAUCGAAAAAUGUGUCCGACCUAUAGACAGGCCGUUUGAUUUCAAGAAGAAGUUAUUAUUGGAUCAAGAAAAAAGCAAAGAGUCGUUGGCCAAUAUAUAUGAGAAGGAUUACUUGAGCCAACAGGCGGCGUUUAAUCAAGAUAACCAAGAACAACAGGAAGAAGAACCGGAAUCUCAUAAAGAGCUUAAACAAAUGAUGAAGGGUCUGUUUGCAAAACUAGAUUCUCUUUCCAACUUCCAUUUUACAGCCACAGCUGCCAUACCCGAACUGAAAGUCAUCAAGAAAUUGCCGGCAGUUAGCAUGGAAGAAGUGGCUCCAGUUGCAAUUAGUGAUGCUAAUUUAUUGGCACCUGAGGAAAUAAAAAACAAACCUAAAGGUGAUAUUAUUGGUCAAAAUGAAAGGACGAAAACUGACAAAAAGGGGAAACGAAGGAAGAAAAAGGUGAAACAAAAGAUUCACAGCCAACGAAAAUCGAAAAUUGAAGAAAAAAAAGCAUCGAAAAAAAAGUUUCUUAAAGUCUAAAUCCUACUUGUUGAUAAAAAAUUUAUUUUUUACUUUUGGAAGUAAAGGAACGUGAAGUUACUUUGUUCCUCAAUUAAUAGCUUUUCUCUGUACUCAAUUUAUAAUUGAUAAACUCAUUGUGCCAACAGGAGAAAGAAAUGUUUUAUGUUAUUUAUUUAUGUUUAUUCCACCAUCAAUUUUCUAUUUAUACCUCAGCAUUUAGAGCUCACGGUUUUCUAUACAUUAUUUUAGGGUGCAUAAGAUGUUCAACCUUUUCAAGUUUAUUGCAGCUACAAAAAAACACGUCUAGGCUAUCUGUCGAAAAUCCACAAUUAAGAAUUUUGUAUUUAACUUUUACAAUAUUUUUAAAAGUUUGAGGCAAAUUUGUACUUUGUUAGCCAAUAUUGAGAUAAGCAUUCUGAACUUUUAUAUUAAUUAUUUUUUUGUAUAAACAGGUUUUGAUUUUGCAUAAGUAAGUUAUUACUGAAAUGAAUAGAAAAUUACACUUUCGGUAUAAUUUGAGCCGACAAAAGUUUCUAAUGUAACCACGUACAGGUCUCGAAAUGCGCUAAUCUCAGGCAUCUCCAGGGCGGGUUUCGACCCUAUCAAUUGGGUUUAGGAAACCCGACUCCUAAAACUAGUUUUUUUUUACUUACCAUUUUCUAUGGUUGCCUGAAAUUAACACAUCUUGAAAUCUGUACACAUUUCUAUGGAUUAUAGAAAUUUUUAUAAUUUAAUAU
Dendroctonus ponderosae (mountain pine beetle) is the source of this 2444-nucleotide messenger RNA. RefSeq names its product U3 small nucleolar ribonucleoprotein protein MPP10. Gene Ontology annotation, cellular component: Mpp10 complex; sno(s)RNA-containing ribonucleoprotein complex; nucleus. Gene Ontology annotation, biological process: rRNA processing. The transcript is spliced from 4 exons. Bases 142 to 1725 code for a protein of 527 amino acids. The record is from RefSeq and is a predicted model, not a curated record. NCBI's taxonomy places the organism in Eukaryota, Metazoa, Arthropoda, Insecta, Coleoptera, Curculionidae.